GUUAUGUAAUGCGAAACAAAUUGUUUUAGUCGUUUUGAUUUUGUUGCUUGGUAUUUGUGUUGUGUGUUGUGAGAAGUUAUUGGAAAGUUGUGUGCAAUAAUGUUUAAUAAAAUUGGUGUGUGGUUCUUCCUUUUGGCCGCCGUGCUGGGUGACAAGGAUGACAAGAAGUGGGUGUGGGGUGAGUCGGGAAGGAGCAGCAAGGAGAACUUGAGGAACUCCGACAGCUCUGCAUCGGCGAGGUACGAGGUGUACGAGAACGAGAACUACCCAAACAGGCCCGGCUUCCAACAGUACCAAGAAAGACCACUUAAUGACGGACCAUUUCCAACCAGGCCUUUAGAUCCGGGACCUGAUGGCCCUAUUUUCCCACCCAACGAACGUCCUGGAGGUGUUUAUGGCCCUCAGAACUUCGAGAACGCCAACUACGGGCAAGGACAUGGAAGUUACAACAAUGUCAACACGUACCACCCGGAGGACGGCAUCUUAACCGGGCCGGUACCAUCGUGGGUCAAGCAAGGGCCAAUCAAGCAAUUCGACAGGUGCAAGUGCUCUGAGAAGUUCAACUGCAACAGUCCGGGAAUCUCCUACGGUCACUGUGACGUUGGGAAGCAGUACUGCUGCUGGUCCAUCAAAAAGUCCAGUCAAAUCGGAGGUCCCAUUCCAAGUAGGCCAAUUAACUCACCGGAAAACGGAAUACUGGCAGGACCAGGUCAAGAAAGACCUUUUGGUCCAGCUGAAAGACCUUUAGGGCCAGCUGAAAGACCUUUUGGGCCAGCUGAAAGACCUUUCGUGCCUGAAAGGCCUCCAAAUUACAGACCUAGUGGACGUCCAGUUGAGGAGACUUAUUAUCCGGGCAAUCCGGGCAAUACGGGAGGUUACAGGCCUGGAAGGCCUUUCAGGCCUUCUGGUGGAAAUAUUCACAGCUUACAAAAUGGAGUGUUGAUUGGACCUGGGGGACCUUUCGAUUUACCCCACGGAGGAGGAUUUGGAGCUGUAGGAGGGUUCGGAAGGUCCAAAAAGGAUUAGACGCAAAUUGCCAUCGUGUUUCACAGAUUUUACAACAUUGUUAUUUAGUUUUGUGGCUUGUAAGACUGUUACUUUAAAGUUAUUUAUUGAAUUAAAACUAGUAGUCACCAGUUUACCAAAAUAAAUAGUUGUACAAGAA
Messenger RNA from Aethina tumida (small hive beetle), 1165 nucleotides. RefSeq lists its product as uncharacterized. The transcript has 6 exons. Bases 100 to 1026 code for a protein of 308 amino acids. NCBI's taxonomy places the organism in Eukaryota, Metazoa, Arthropoda, Insecta, Coleoptera, Nitidulidae. The record is from RefSeq and is a predicted model, not a curated record.